GAAGUUCAUCUAUGCCAGACUUCACACCAGUUGCAUUCACUGCACAUUUCCACUAAAGGACUGAGCCCUGCUAGAAUUCUAAUAAAGAAUACCUUACACUCCACUUUUCAGCUGAUCAGCAUAAAGGAUAAGGUGUAUGAUAGUAAAGCCCUUCCUUUAUUCAUGUUCCAGUCAAUUAAAUUUUAUGAAAAUCACAUCAACUUAAUCUUGAAAAUGGAAUAUGCUGCAUGGCUCGCUUUAGGUUUGGUAUUUCAAAUUGUGUGAUGAUAUAAUGGACACUGGCUGAGAAUGUAGAUACUUCAUUAUUUUAGUAUCAAAAGAUCAGUUUCAUAAGGAAAGUUUUAUAUAUUGGAAAAAAAGAGGAGACUGUUAUAAGUGGCAUGGAAUGUUUUCUUGCCUACUUGUCAGUAUGAUAUAGAAAGGUUUAUGUUUAAAGACUUCAUCAGAUGAUCAAAUGUUACACGAAUAUAGUAGUUGAAUCAUUUAUGGAACCACAUUUGCACAGCUAAACCUCAAGUUUCUGGUCAGUUUCUAGAGAAGCUGCUUUCUGCAGCUGACUGUUUAGAACAUUAUAUAUUUCAUUAUACACCAAAUGUAUGUUCACGUCAGUCAAACCCAACAAGAUUGUGACCUGCAAAAGUUAUUUCAUAUUUCUGCUUGUGUUUUAUGGUGUGAAAUCAGCUGUGUAGCUGAGUUCGUUGAUGUUGGAACUUGCUGUUUUCUAUUCCUCAUUUAUCAGACUUGGAUGUUCCUUACCUGCUUACUUGAUGGUUUCACAAAUGGUCAACCUUUUCAAUCGUGUCACAAAUCACAAGUUUAUUUUCUGUUUAAUGUGUCUGAAACAGGAAAGAAAAAUCCAAACUCCAGGACAAAGAAACAAGCCUGAAGAAAGCUGCUGCCAAAGGAAGCAAAGCUGAGCAGAAGGCUAAGAAAAAGCAAGUAGAAGAAGAGAUUGCACGACUGUCAGCUGAGUUAGAGGCGAAACAUGCUGCGGAGCUUGCUUCUUUUGGGUACAAACCCUCAGGCAGCUCAGAAAAGGGUAACCUUGACAACCUAGUGAAGGCCAUAGCUGGUGUUUCCAUGUCCAGCAAUUUGGAUUCCGCAAAGCCCAGCAAGGGUGCACGGCGGCGAGAGAAGAAGGCAAAGGAGGAAGCUGCUCGGGAGCAGCGGAUCCAAGAAGAGCAAAGCAAUCUCGUCAGCGACCGCAUGCUGGAAAACGAGAAGGUUGAAAAUAAACUUGAGCCCUUGGGGCUGACCAUUCAAGAAAUAAAGCCGGAUGGCCACUGCCUGUACCGUGCUGUCGAAAACCAGUUGUUGCUCCAUUCCAAGGGCACUGCACAGUACAGCUACCAGGACCUACGGCAGAUGACAGCUAAGUACAUGAGGGAGCAUGCAGAUGACUUCCUCCCGUUUUUCUUAGCAGAAGGCAAGGCUGAGACUGGGUCAGAUCCCUCUGAGAGCUUUGAGAAGUACUGCCAGGAGAUCGAGUCCACAGCAGCCUGGGGUGGACAGCUUGAGCUUGGUGCGCUGACCCACUGCCUCAAGAAGCACAUCGUGGUCUACUCGGGCUCCUUCCCGGAUGUGGAAAUGGGCCAGGAAUACAAAUCUGGAUCCGGAGGUAAUAGUGCUGGGGAUGCUAGCAUCAGGCUGUCCUUUCAUAGGCAUGCCUAUGGUCUUGGUGAGCACUACAACUCGGUGAUUCCAACUGAGUCAUCAUAACAAAAGAAAUUCGAUACUGGUUUCUAAUAUGUUUGAUUGUUUACUGGUCUUGCCUGUCGGAUUUUAAACACAGUAGAUGACAUGUUUUUGGUUGCUGCUAUAUUUUUCCAUCUUCUCAACGCCGUUGAUGGUUGAGUGUACCAAUCAAAGCUGUACUUGGGAGGUUGUUUCCCAAACAAUUUUGCUCUCACCAGUAUUAUGUUGCAAUCAGUGAUAUAAUUUUCCAU
Molecule: messenger RNA, 1946 nt
Organism: Panicum virgatum (switchgrass)
Lineage: Eukaryota; Viridiplantae; Streptophyta; Magnoliopsida; Poales; Poaceae
Product: OVARIAN TUMOR DOMAIN-containing deubiquitinating enzyme 5-like
Exons: 1
Coding region: 1081-1719 (212 amino acids)
Biological process (GO): protein deubiquitination
Molecular function (GO): cysteine-type deubiquitinase activity
Source: RefSeq, a predicted model, not a curated record